GCUUCGGGGUUUUGCAACUGGCAGCUGGCUGUUUCUCCCUCCCCGCUCUGUCUCCCUCCGUUUAGGUUGCUCCACCCCGCCCCGAUCCGGCGAGGGGGGACCGCCGGCUGCGGCUGCCAGGCCGCCCGAGCGCGCCUGCGAACUCGCGGAGCGGAGCUGCCUCCCGCCGCCCGCGCGCCGUCCGCGCCCCGGGCCCGCGGCCCCACGCGCCAGCCUGCCCCGCUCUGCCCCGCUCUGCCCCGCGUGCAAUCACAUGGCAUUUUAAGAAUGCCGGAAAGAUGGCGGUAGCGGCGGCGGCGGCGGCGGCGGCCGGGCCGAGCGGCGGGGGCGGCGGCCGGGCGCAGCGGAGCGGGCUGCUGGAAGUUUUGGUGCGGGAUCGCUGGCACAAAGUUCUGGUGAACUUGAGCGAGGACGCCCUGGUGCUGAGCUGCGAGGAGGGCGCUGCGGCGUACAACGGCAUCGGGACCGCCACCAAUGGCUCGUUCUGCAGGGGCGCCGGGCACCCAGGCGCGGGCGGCACGCAGCCCCCGGACUCACCGGCCGGGGUGCGCACCGCCUUCACCGACCUGCCCGAGCAGGUGCCCGAGUCCAUCUCGAACCAGAAGCGUGGCGUGAAGGUGCUGAAGCAGGAGCUGGGCGGGCUGGGCAUCAGCAUCAAGGGGGGCAAGGAGAACAAGAUGCCCAUCCUCAUCAGCAAGAUCUUCAAGGGGCUGGCGGCGGACCAGACCCAAGCCCUGUACGUGGGCGACGCCAUCCUGUCGGUGAACGGAGCGGACCUGCGGGACGCCACCCACGACGAGGCGGUGCAGGCGCUGAAGCGCGCUGGCAAGGAGGUGCUGCUGGAAGUGAAGUACAUGCGAGAGGCCACGCCCUACGUGAAGAAGGGCUCCCCGGUGUCCGAGAUCGGCUGGGAGACGCCGCCGCCCGAGUCCCCGCGCCUGGGGGGCGGCCCCAGCGACCCGCCGGCGUCCUCGCAGUGCUUCUCCUUCCACCGGGAUCGGAGGAGCAUCCCGCUCAAGAUGUGCUACGUCACCCGGAGCAUGGCCCUGGCUGACCCCGAGAACAGGCAGCUUGAAAUCCACUCUCCAGAUGCUAAGCACACAGUGAUCCUAAGGAGCAAGGACUCAGCCACUGCCCAGGCCUGGUUCAGUGCCAUCCAUUCCAACGUUAGUGACCUGCUGACCCGAGUGAUUGCUGAGGUCAGAGAGCAGCUGGGGAAAACAGGCAUUGCUGGGAGCCGAGAGAUCAGGCACCUGGGCUGGCUUGCAGAAAAGGUGCCCGGGGAGAGCGAGAAGCAGUGGAAGCCGGCCCUGGUGGUUCUGACCGAGAAGGACCUUUUAAUCUAUGACAGCAUGCCCCGGAGGAAGGAGGCCUGGUUCAGCCCGGUUCACAUGUACCCUCUUCUCGCCACCAGGCUGGUCCAUUCAGGUCCAGGGAAAGGAUCGCCCCAGGCUGGCGUGGAUCUGUCCUUUGCAACGCGAACAGGUACCAGGCAGGGCAUUGAAACCCAUCUGUUCAGGGCUGAGAUCGGCAGGGACCUCUCCCACUGGACGCGGAGCAUAGUACAGGGUUGCCACAACUCGGCUGAGCUCAUCACCGAAGUCACCACAGCCUGCACCUGCAGAAACCAGGAGUGCCGUCUGACCAUACAUUAUGACAACGGAUUUUCUGUCACCACUGAACCUCAGGAGGGUGCCUUUCCCAAGACAAUCAUACAGGCUCCAUAUGAAAAGUUGAAAAUGUCUUCAGAUGAUGGAAUCAGGAUGCUGUAUUUAGAUUUUGGAGGCAAAGAUGGAGAGAUUCAACUGGACCUUCAUUCCUGCCCCAAGCCGAUCGUUUUCAUCAUCCAUUCCUUCCUGUCAGCUAAGAUUACAAGACUGGGCCUGGUGGCCUGAGCAGAGGGCGACCUGCCUUGGGAGGAGGGCUGCGAUGCCACCAGGUAGCGCCAUCAGACUCGCCUGCCGGUCAGCUUUGGACCCCGAGUCCGCGUCCCUGUCCCAGACUCCUCUUGUCGGUCCACCAACUACAAGGAGGCAUCCUGAGAAAACACCGCAGGGCACAUCAGCAUAAACUGUCUUUUCAGAGCAGUAAACGGGUGCAGAGAGGGCGAUUGGAAACACACGGCCUAGCUUUUGACAAUCAAGGACCUUAAGCAGAACCGCGUGCGCAGAUCUUAAUCAGACCAGUUUCUAGGCAACUGGUUCACCCAGGUAAGCAAGGGCUGAGUAGCAAGAUGAGAAAUGGCCAUUUCCACCUCUCACCUCCCCAUAACCGCCCUUUGUUUGUGAUUUAUUUCCUACUUCUGAGUUGACUUUCCCUGGAAAGGAAAGAAAAAUAAAUGGGAACCCACCUUUUAAGUAU
This is a messenger RNA of Molossus molossus (Pallas's mastiff bat), 2361 nucleotides long. It is a transcript of the gene SNTB1, whose product is annotated as syntrophin beta 1. Bases 279 to 1895 code for a protein of 538 amino acids. Gene Ontology annotation, molecular function: structural molecule activity; protein binding. Gene Ontology annotation, cellular component: intracellular anatomical structure; dystrophin-associated glycoprotein complex; synapse. The record is from RefSeq and is a predicted model, not a curated record. The transcript is spliced from 7 exons. Lineage: Eukaryota; Metazoa; Chordata; Mammalia; Chiroptera; Molossidae.